AUGGGUUCAUACGGAAUGGACGUUGAUGAUGCAUACUUACAUCAAGGACAAUACUCAGCUCCUUACGAUAAUCAAUAUCAACAAGAUGACGAUACCCCUAGCCCUAGAGGAGAAAAUCAUACACCUUUUGUAGGAUAUUUUAGUUCACAUUUAUUAAGAACAGGUUUUUUUUUACAAUGCGUAUCAUUAGUAUUAAUGUUUGUAUUUUAUUGGGCUUUUGGAGGUACAGGAAUUUUUAUUUUUGAUUUAUAUGCUGGACCAGAAUGUGUUAAAGUUUCAAGCACCUUUCAUUUAACAAUAUCUAUUUUAAUGGCUAUAUAUUUAUUAGGUACAUUAUAUAUUGCCAUGUUUCAAGUUUUUGUAGCUGAUAAUAGUAAAUGGUGCCGUGGAUUCAGAGCAGGAUCCAAAUUAUUAUCUGCAGCUGUCACAUUAGAUCUCUUAUCAUCUAUUUUAAGAUUAGUACAAUAUUUAUAUGCCUACUUCUAUAUGAGUAUGAGAUGGUGGGCAAGAUACCAACAAACCAAAUCUGAUUGGACCCUCUUACAUUUUGGAAGUAUAGUUCACAGUUUUGCUUUGUUCAUUUAUGGAGCUGCCUUCUUCUAUAUGGAAGCUUAUCAUGAUGAAGGAACUUACGAAGAAUUGGCAUGGUCAAACUUGACCCUCUUCAAAUUGGCUGGUUUAGCAGAACUCAUUAUGGUGUUUUCUGGAUUCGGAGCCUUUUUCUCUAUCUUAUUAUUGGGAGCCAUCGUAUGUGCAACUGUAUGGGCCUUUUCUUUCGAGCCUUUAUUGGAGAAAUGGUCCCCUGAAUUACAUAGUCGAGAUAUUAAUGCUGAUGUAUUACCAGAAAUAAAACAUGAAGAUGAGCAAUGUGUAUAUAAUGAGGAGAAUAUAUAUGAACCAUAUAGUGUCAAUCCUGAUAAUAUAGAAUAUGGUGAAGAGAUGGUAGCAAAGAAUAUGAAUGAAAAAUAUAUUGAUGGAAAUACAUAUGAUUCAAAUAUAUAUGCAGCAAAUAAUGGAAUUCCAACAACUUAUGAUUAUACUCAAAUUGAAGGACAAUUGAAAAAAAAUGUAGAAAUGGGCGUAACAGAAAAUAAUUAUAUUAAGGCAGCUCAAUAUUGA
Molecule: messenger RNA, 1119 nt
Organism: Plasmodium adleri (nom. inval.)
Lineage: Eukaryota; Apicomplexa; Aconoidasida; Haemosporida; Plasmodiidae
Product: glideosome associated protein with multiple membrane spans 2
Exons: 2
Coding region: 1-1119 (372 amino acids)
Source: RefSeq, a predicted model, not a curated record